Molecule: messenger RNA, 5032 nt
Organism: Geodia barretti
Lineage: Eukaryota; Metazoa; Porifera; Demospongiae; Tetractinellida; Geodiidae
Source: the annotation of a GenBank genome assembly
CAAAUUCUCGCGCUUAUAAAGUACAGCACUGACUGCUUGUGGCAGGCAAGCGAAGAUGUCCGAGUACAAGAUGCGGUCCCAGCGACGCAGGCGGGGGAACAACGCUCCGUACCGCACCAAGAGAAAAGAGCCCCCACAGCAGAGCCAGGGGCAACAAGAAGGGAUCGUUUCACGUGUUGUUAACUGGUUCACACCGUCUUUCUGGUGGCAGACUAAGCCUCCUUCUCCCUCUCCUUCUCCUUCCCCUUCUCCCUCUCCGCCCUCUUCUCCACAUGAACCAAUACCUCCUACCACUGAUGGUGCCUCUGAGAUGAUGACAGAACUCCAAAAACCUGUUGCAUUAUCUGAAGAGAUAGUAGAAAAGGAUGACAAACAGGAAGAAGAGGAGGAGAAAGGAGGGAGGGUUGGGGUGAUGGUGAACGGACUUGAGCCAUCGGAGGAUGCCAGCUGGAUUGCCGAGGACACGACAGACCCAGUGGGUGUGGUCAGUGGGUGGAGUCAGUCGGAGCACGUCGUCAGACGAGAGGAGAACCCUGCCUUCUUCCGCCCUCCCUCCCACGCCCUUUCACCGUCGCUGUUCCAACACAGAAUGAAACCUAGCGCAGCUGCCAGCAGUGUACUGAGGUCGCGACCCCUCCUGACCUCAACUCCUCAACUGAGUCCUGUUUGUGAGGCCGACGAACGGAGUCAUCCUCACCAUGACAACCAGGCCGACGAGAGCGAUUUCAGGAGUCGUUAUGGUAACCAGGUGACUUAUAGAGUGCCGCAGCAGCCUGAGCGACUCGAGUCCAUUCCAGAGCAGUCCCCAUUCCAUUCUGCCACGUCUGUAUUUCAUGCUGCCCCCUCGGCCUCAGUUGCUCCAGACACUGUGGAUCAUCGCACCAACUACACAGACCUGAGUCUGAGUCGCAGCCCAUUCCAGUCUCCAUUCUAUUCCGGUCGGACGUCAUUCGGUGGAGCCGCUUCUGGACAGAGACUGAGGAGUGUCAAGAGAGCUCGUCGCGAGUCCAGCCCUCCUGUGCUGGCUCCAGUGCAGGUGACAGUGAGAGUAAAACCUCACCCCAUGGCCCCGCCCACCUCGUCAACGGCGGCACAGAGGAUCCUGCAAACUUUGGACUCUCUGUCGUCUCCUCUUGUGGAGGCCAGAAGACUGCCUCUUAGAACCCCCUCCGUUGCCACUCAGCCGGCCAGAAAGCGUCACAAAUCUGCCCAUGCAGCCCUCUCCCCUCCUCCAAUCUCCUCCCUCUCCACUCCCUCCCACAAUCCUUCCUUCCUCCCACUUCCUCGCUCCCCUACCCAUUCCAGACCUGUCAUCGUCCCCAAUGAGAAAUCCAUCCGGAAGACCAACGCUAACAUCACCACCGGCAACAGUCGGGAGAGUUCGUUGCUAGGGGCAACACUACGCCCAAACAACUCUGCCGUUGGUCAAAGUUUAUUGUCAGCUAAAUGGACUGGUUCGGCUGCUGCUACCUCCCCUCCAUCUCUCUCUUUCUCCUCUUCUCCCUCCCUCCUCUCAUCUGCCUCAUCAGCUGCUGGCGCCAAUCUUGCCUCUCUCAAGUUUACAGCCCCUCCCCCUCGUGCCCCGCCCACUUCUCGGUCCCCAGACCAUUCCAAACACUUUGCCACACCCCCAAACAGUGGAACGGGCUCAGGACUCAACUUUUCUCCCAAGUUUCAUGCUGAAAAUCGAUCGCCCCUGGCAACCAGUGGUGGUAAGGUGAAGUCCCAGCACGCAAGGACUCACUUUACACGUCGGCAUGAUGACCAGGACACGGGGACAGCCCCUGUUGCCAUGGUACCACCAGUGGGACUGAAGACUGACAAACAGCUCUCGUUUCCCUUCGCUCAGAAUCUGAUACUUCCUGCGACAACCACUACUGUUGUUUCCAUGACAACGACCAGCAAGUCUCUGCCUAAUUUCUCGUUCUCUACUCCCAAACCAGUGACAUCAUCUUCCACUCCAACAAACACCACUCUCCUGGCUCGCAGCAAUAUACCGAGUUUCCAGUUCAGUACUCCAACUCCAGCCAAGCCACACACCCUCACUCCACCCACUGGACAUCUGUCCCCGCCCACGGAAUUUAAGGCCACACCCACUGAGCCCCAAGUCCCGCCCCUCAAGAAUGAAAGUGUGGCGGACAUUCUGAAGAGACCUGACUACCAGGCUCUCACCAACCGCUCCACCAGUGAGGAGAGAAAUAUUGUAGCUGACGGCUCUGCUCCGACUGCACCUCCCCAACCUUGUCUCUUCCCUUCUACUGCUGUCACACUCACAACUACUCCCUCUUUUAACUCUACUAGUGGUGCUUCGGCUGCUAAGUCUCCCUCAUCUUCCCUUCCCUCAACCUCUUCUUUCUCAACAUUUACUGGUACUUCUUCAAAACAGCUUCCCUCUCUCCCUCUCCUCUCCGUGUCCACAUUGGGCUGGGAAUGCGGACACGUGCCUCGUACAGAACCCCACCUCAGCCGUCUCCUGUGUUGCCUGCGGAGCUGCCAAACCAGUUAUAAACCAGUCAGCCAAACCUGCGUCUAGACCUGUUCCAAACCUGUUGAGCCAGUUUGCGAAACCUGCUGGAUCCUGGGAGUGCCCAGACUGUAUGCUGCAGAAUAAAGGAAUCGACUCCAAAUGUGUUGCUUGUGGUGCUGUACAACCAGGGGGUGUGGCCUCUGGUAGCCAGGCAACGGGGAGUGAAACAAGCCAAGGUCAGCUUCAGUUGGGAUCAAGUGGUGGCCUCAAAUUAGGAUCUAGUGGGUCAACUAGUGGUGGGCUCCAAUUGGGUUCAAGUGGUGGGUUGAAGUUUGGAUCUAGUGGUGUGCUCCAAUUGGGAUCAUCAGGUGGUGGGCUCCAAUUAGGAUCCAGUGGCAGUCAAAGCUUGCAAGCCCCACCCAUCACAGAGCCUCUAAAACCAUUGGCUCAGUUUGCCCCAGCAGCCGAUGGUUGGUCGUGUGACACGUGCUUAGUUGACAACAAGAAGACUGAUACCUCUUGUGUUGCUUGCAGCACUCCCAGACCUGGGUUGUCAGGGCAACAGGCUCCGCCCACCAGUGCCCCAGGGCAGCUAAAAAAGCUAUCAGUACUUGGGUCUGGCUCUCUGGCUGCAGCUAGUCUUGGUAGUGGAGGGGGCUUCAAACUUGGAGGGGGGCUGAAAUUUGGACUGGAGGGGGCCUUGAAAAUUGGAGGUAGUGAAAGAGGCAUAAAGUUGGGUGAGGGGGGUCUCAAAUUUGGAGCUGGAGGGGGUCUGAAUUUUGGGGAAGGAGGUGUGAACGUCGGAGGGGAGAGUCUGCAAACUUUUCCUCCACAGACCACUGCUGGGGCAGGUUCUGGAACUGGAGUGGGGCAGAGCUCAGGUCCAGGUUUUGGAAGUGCAACAUCUUCAGUUGAAUGUCCUGCAGCAGACAACACUACGACUUUGGUUACAUUUGCUGGAACCACAGACACCACUAAACCUUUGGUCACAUUCCCUGGAACCACAGACACCACUAAACCUUUGGUCACAUUGCCUGGAACCACAGACACUGCUAUACCUUCGGUCACAUUCCCUGGAACCACAGACACCGCUAAACCCCUCACUGGGACAUCUCAAACUACUAAACUCUUUAGUGGAGAGGCUGGUGUUAAGCCAGCUGCCUUUCUCUCUCUCUGCUGGCGGGCAGUCUUCCUCCAGUAGCCAGUCUCUCUCUGGUUUAACUUUCACCGGAGCUCCUGCCUCCUCAGGCUCUGGAUUCCAGAUCAGACAGCCUCUUCCUCCUCCACCAUCCCAGUCUGGUUUAUUGCUGUUUGGAUCAAGCAACCCCUCAGCCAGUCAGACCGGACUGAGUAGUAGUAGUAAUACUGGUACACUGUCUGGAGCCUCUGGACAAACUGGUUCCAACUUCGGAGCUCCUUCCAGUGCUGCUUCGUCAUUCACGUUUGGUCAAACCAGUAAAUCUGCUUUGACUGGCUCGACUCCCUCCUUUGCCUUUGGCCAGUCUAAUACACAAACGAGUCAAUCUGGUUCUACUGCUCUCGCUUUCGGCCAAUCAACCAACCAAACCUGUCAAUCCAGUUUUACUGGCUCAACUCCUUCCUUUGUUUUUGGGAAAUCAAGUACACAAACUAGUUUGACGACUUCAACUCCCACAUUUGCUUUAGGCCAAAGCAGUCAAUCCAGUUUUACUAGUUCUACUGCUCCUUCCUUUGCUUUCGGGCAGACCAGGCAACAAACCAGUCAGUCUGGUUUGAUGGGUUCGACUCCUACCUUUGCAUUUGGUCAAUCAAAUCCCCAAACAGCCGGUCAAUCCAGUUUUACUGGAUCUACACCUUCCUUUGUGUUUGGGUCAGCUACACAAACUAGUCCGUCUGGUUUGACCAGGUUGACUCCCUCCUUUGUCUUUGGCCAGACGCGGCAGACUAGUAAUUCUGGUUCCUCUGCCCAGUUUACCUUUGGCCAAUCCAAUCAGCAAAUACCUGGUCCAACAAGUUUGAUUGGAUCUACACCCUCCUUUGUCUUUGGCCAGCAGACCAGCCAACAAACUAGUUUGGCUGGCUCCAUGGUCCAGGCUCCACCCACUAAUCAAGGUCUCUUCACAACAGGGGUUGCCUUGGAUAUGGGGAGGGGAAAAGAUGGUAGGUUAAUCAAAAAAGCUCGCCGCAGGAAGUAGCUGGACAACAGUACAUCUUUUUUCUUUUUUCCCUUUGUCAUCAUUAAACAUUUGCUGUUGAUUGUUUGAUUUUAUACUGUAUUGUUCUGCCUAUGUAGUAAUAUUGUAACUAUUACAGGUACAAACCACUUCCAUUGCUUUUGGGCGGUAUCUAACAUUCUUGGAUUUGGCCCUCUUGGUAUUUUUCGACUGACACGUUUAAAAAAUUGCAUCCCAAGCAGCAUAAUAAUAGUGUGUUCAAACAUUCCAGGGAUAAGGCUGUCAAUCAUGCAUGAACACAUUAUGUGUACAUUUCUCUUCAACAGCAAUACAACAACAGAGAAUGUCAAUGCAUGCACCAAACACCAUGGCUAUAAUAAUAUAGCUCGAAGAGUGCCACACGCACACAUAU